GCCAUUUUGGAUCUUAGCAUGAAAACAUCCUUGCAUUUUGGUCGAAUUGCUUAAAGAUGUGAACUUAAUCGUUCACAUUACUUUCAAAUUUGGCACAAAAUGGGCCAGGGAAGCUCUAAGGAAAGUUACAAAAAUGCUGUGAAGAAACUAAGCAGCAUAGAACUAGCAAACAUCGAGGCGGUGUUUAACGAGAUUUCGACGAAGAGAGAGGAUGGAACGCGACAUGUAGAACUGUCUCUGAUCAAUCGGCAAGAUUUUGCUGAACGCUUCCGGCUGCCUGGCUUUAUUGCUGAACGCCUAUUUCACGCUUUUGAUCGAAAUGAGAGUGGUACUAUAGAUUUAGAAGAGUUUAUUGGAGGAAUUGCCCUUUGCUUGCAUGGGAAAGUGAAGGAUAAGUGCAGAUUACUAUUCCACAUCUUCAAUCUGUCUGAUGAUGAUGGUGUUAGCAGAGAUGAACUGACUGCUGUUCUCUUAAGCUCUCUUGAGUCAGCACAAACGAUAUUGGACAAUGUGGAAGAAACAGAGCAGCCUACAGAGGGGAACAAUACAGACAAGCUGAUUGAAACUGUUUCAAGGAUUGUCAGUGAUGCAUUUGAUACCUGUAAUGUGUCCAAAACAGGAAAGCUUUCGGCCAAGGAGUUUGAACAUUGGCUUUAUCGAAACCCAAAGAUAAUGGACAAUGUGUUUGGCUGGCAAUGCCCAAGUCCAGAGGAGGGUCAGUGGAUGAAUGAAAGCUCACCAGAAGCAAGUCCUACUAAAACAAAGUUUAGUAGCAUAUUGUCUGAUGAAUCUGUUCAGAGUGUGGAAAUUCAGGGUGUACCAUCUGAGCAGAGUGACAACCGUACCCUAAGUGACUUGUUUUCUUCAAACACCAGCACUAGUGGUGAUGCAGAAGGACACAGCUUCUUUGAUUCUCUUGUUGCCCCAGCUGCUUCUGACCCAUUUUCACAAAUAGGGGGACAAACUUUUCCACCAUCAGUUGUAUUCUCAGAGCCAAUUCAUCAACCUUCUGAAAAACAAUCAGCGCCAGAACCAGCUCAAGGGGAUUUGGGUUUUAAGGUGGUGAACAAUCAGGACACAAUAAAACAAGACUCAGAACAGUGGCCUCCGUUCCAAGGGGCUGAAACGCCCAUGCCACCUGUUGCCCCAAUUCUCAGUCAAACUUCAGUGGCCCAUGAUGAUCCUCUUAAUGCCAUGCAAAACCAGGAAUCAUCCAAUCUCAAACUUGAAAUUACUAAGGAACAAAAGCUUCCUUCAGCACCACCUACCCCUGAAGGAGAGUGGGUGAGAAGCAAACAAACUGAAGCUGAGAGAAGAUCCUCAGCAUGGAUAGCAACACCCCAGACUAAUCAGUUUCUGGUCACCAUUGGAUCAGGUAUGCUGAACCCUGCUGAUGUGGAUCAACAGUUCUUAACAUCUCCUGGAUUGGUUAUUGAAGGUCCACAGGUGGACCCUGUGAAGGAGCUGAUGUCAAAGUUUAUGGGUGAACAGGAUGCAGAAAAUAGAAAGACAUUGAGUGUUGACAGUGUUCCAUUGGAUGAGUCUGGGCUCAGAGAAUUACUGAGACAACAGUGCUGGCGAGCAGCUCUUGAAUUUACCACCAGGUUCUUGACAGCACAUGGCCAGGGUGUGGGACAGAAGGGUCAGAGAGCUUUACACACUCACAAGACCUUACAGGUAUGGUUAAGUUCUCGUUGGCUCCUUGUAACAACCACCUCUGCGCAGAAGCGCCUAUGUGGUUACUUUGGUUUCGUUAUUGCUACACGUAAUGUAAAAGCGCCCAAUAACAGAAACAAGUCAUUUAGUAAUUUUGUGAGUUCGAUUUUUUCAGCUGCUAUUGAAUUGUGGAUCACCAGAGAGGUGCGCGUUCUUUAUUCGAUAGGAAACUGUUUUCUUGGCAUGAAGGAUUACAGUUUAGCUGUGACAGUGUUCAAGUCUAUUAUGGAUAAAGAUCCUUCAUGUGAAUUCAACUUGUUAUCUGGGAUAGGAAGAAUCUACUUACAGCUUGGAGACUUGGAAACGGCACAGAGUUAUUUCAAGCAGGUGGAAUCAAAAGCAACUGGUGACCCAAACUCACUUAGUAGUGUAGUCAUGAAUAAAGGCUUGCUUGCGUUAUCUGCAGGAUCAUACGAUGAAGCUCACAGACAUUUUGUAGCUGCUACUAAACUAGAUCCAUAUAGUUCUGUGGCUAUCAACAAUGUAGCUGUUUGUUUGCUAUUUCUUGGCAAACUUAAAGAGGCGCUUUCUUUACUGGAGAGGAUCAUCUGGAAAGACCCUGAAACAAAUCUUCAGGAAGGGCUACUCUUUAACCUCUGUGCCAUUUACGAACUUGAAUCAUCCCACAGCAUGCAGAAGAAGCAAAAACUUCUAGAACUGGUUGCCAAACAUCGAGGAGAUGGGUUUAAUACCUCCUUCCUGAAGAUAGCUUGACACUUGCACUACUCUUAACUCCGAAACACCUUCGUUGCCCUUUCGGAACACAUCGGGAUCAGAUCGGCGAGAAACUACAAACAUUCUCGAAACUGUUGUUGCACUCGAAAUUAUGUUUAGUUACUCAACAAUGGGAAUGAAUAAGCUAAGAAAGUAUUACGGACCCUGAACGCCGACUGCGAUUAAACUUCUCUCACUCAUUUCAGUGGUGCUCUCAACUGCUAUUUCGUUUUUCUUUCGAUAUUAACUUAAGGCAGGCCUGCGGUCAGCCGAGACGAGCGAAAAAGCGAGCGCACGCACCCGUUUCCCACACAACUUUACGACUAAUCGCUGUUAGUCUAUCGCCCACCCCAUCAGUGCAAGAGCGACUACCUCUCCCUCCAUUGACUAAGGGCCUGGAACAAGCUACUCUGAUAUCAUAGAUGGGUUUUUUUGUCGCCGUCCGUUAAUUUUUUAUUCGCCAGUUUGUUCUAAAUCGGAAGCGAAUGAUAGUCUUGUAAAACAGUUACGGAUCUUAAAAAAGCCGCUUUAUGUUAACAAGAGUUAAUCACCCAAUCCAAUUAAUCUUCUUUUAGCACAUGGUAUUUUACCACGGACAUUUUCAGAAUAUCGCGUUAAUCAAAGUGGAAUCGGUGGACAAAACUUGUAUUUUGAGAGAGUUAAUUGAUAAGUAACAUAGUAUUAAAAUUUAAAAUUCCACUCUAA
This is a messenger RNA of Pocillopora damicornis (cauliflower coral), 3135 nucleotides long. Its product is annotated as trafficking protein particle complex subunit 12. Gene Ontology annotation, cellular component: TRAPP complex; Golgi apparatus. Gene Ontology annotation, molecular function: protein binding; calcium ion binding. NCBI's taxonomy places the organism in Eukaryota, Metazoa, Cnidaria, Anthozoa, Scleractinia, Pocilloporidae. The record is from RefSeq and is a predicted model, not a curated record.